Oryzias melastigma (Indian medaka) is the source of this 1129-nucleotide messenger RNA. Its product is annotated as voltage-gated potassium channel subunit beta-2. Lineage: Eukaryota; Metazoa; Chordata; Actinopteri; Beloniformes; Adrianichthyidae. The record is from RefSeq and is a predicted model, not a curated record. The transcript has 12 exons. Gene Ontology annotation, cellular component: membrane; juxtaparanode region of axon; extrinsic component of cytoplasmic side of plasma membrane. Gene Ontology annotation, molecular function: voltage-gated potassium channel activity; transmembrane transporter binding; potassium channel regulator activity. The coding region runs from base 37 to 921 and encodes 294 amino acids. Gene Ontology annotation, biological process: potassium ion transport; regulation of potassium ion transmembrane transport; regulation of action potential.
UUUGGAGGUCAGAUCACGGAUCAGGUUGCAGAAGAAAUGAUGACUCUUGCGUAUGACAAUGGAAUUAAUUUGUUCGACACAGCUGAAGUGUACGGCGGAGGAAAGGCUGAAGUGAUUCUGGGAAGAAUGAUCAAGAAGAAAGGAUGGAGGAGAUCCAGUUUGGUCAUCACCACCAAAAUCUUCUGGGGGGGAAAAGCAGAAACCGAGAGGGGAUUGUCUAGAAAACACAUCAUUGAAGGUUUGAGAGAUUCCCUCGACAGACUUCAGCUGCAGUAUGUGGACGUGGUUUUUGCAAACCGUCCUGAUCCAAACACGCCGAUAGAAGAGACGGUGAGAGCGAUGACCCAUGUGAUCAACCAGGGAAUGGCCAUGUACUGGGGCACAUCUCGAUGGACGUCAGUAGAAAUUAUGGAGGCUUACUCUGUGGCACGGCAGUUCAACCAGAUCCCGCCAGUCUGUGAGCAAGCGGAGUACCACAUGUUUCAGAGGGAAAAGGUGGAGGUGCAACUCCCUGAACUCUUUCAUAAAAUAGGUAUUGGAGCAAUGACGUGGUCUCCACUGGCGUGUGGGAUCAUCACAGGAAAAUACAACGAUGGAAUACCCCCUCAAACACGGGCGUCACUGAAGGGAUAUGAAUGGAUCAGAGAUAAGAUCCUGAGUGAGGAGGGCCACCGCCAGCAGCUGAAGCUCAAAGACUUGGAGGCGGUUGCUGAGCGACUAGGAUGCACCCUGCCUCAACUGGCCAUAGCCUGGUGCCUGAGGAAUGAGGGGGUGAACUCUGUUCUCCUGGGAGCCUCCAGACCCGAACAGCUGCUGGAGAACAUCGGAGCGAUACAGGUCCUUCCAAAGCUCUCCAUGUCUGUCAUAGCAGAGAUGGACAGCAUCCUGAGAAACAAGCCCAGCAGUAAGAAGCAGAUGUGAGGAGGCACUCGGCCACAGGAAGACACCAGCUACGUAAGCAGAGGACCUGAUGGAGCGCGGACCCCACCACUCCCCCCACCGUGGAGAAUGCAUGCAGCGCCACCCAGGGAUCAACAUCAGCAUCACACACCACAGAAGGGAUGAAAGCUUCGUUUUUGGACUGAUAGAAAGAAGCACAAACACAAUUCAAGCACAAUCUUGCUGCAUU